Molecule: messenger RNA, 564 nt
Organism: Ambispora leptoticha
Lineage: Eukaryota; Fungi; Glomeromycota; Glomeromycetes; Archaeosporales; Ambisporaceae
Source: the annotation of a GenBank genome assembly
AUGUUGGACCGUCUAAUAGCUCAUAAUGACCAGAUACCAUUAACACCUUCAAAUCUCACUCGAUUUCACUCUCGAGCAUCUCCAAACAUAUCAGUUGAGGAAUAUUUGCGUCGAAUAAUCCGAUAUACUUCGGUCGAAAGAGCUUGUCUUCUAAUAAUUCUAAUAUACAUUGACCGGGUGUGUGAAAGACAUAGGACAUUCACAAUUUCUUCUUUAACUGUGCACCGGUUUAUUAUUGCGGCAAUCACAGUUUCAUCGAAGGCAUUGUGUGACUCUUAUUGCACGAACUCUCAUUAUGCUCGAGUGGGUGGCAUAACAAUGCAGGAAUUAAACAAUUUGGAAUUAGAAUUCCUGUCGCUUAUCGAUUGGCAUGUAAUCUGUCCAGGCGAAAUCUUGCAAAAUUAUUAUGCGAACUUAGUCAAACAACAUCCUAGGUAUCGAAGGGCAAUUACGGUAGAACCAGAUCAAUAUGAAUCGCCAUCACCCAUGUUAACUCCAACCCGGCCAGACAACCCCUUUAAUACUAGUAUGAUAACACAGGAGAAUUCUCCGCCGGUACAAUGA